This is a messenger RNA of Hippocampus zosterae (dwarf seahorse), 9695 nucleotides long. Its product is annotated as receptor-type tyrosine-protein phosphatase delta-like. The transcript has 46 exons. The coding region runs from base 830 to 6667 and encodes 1945 amino acids. Gene Ontology annotation, biological process: protein dephosphorylation. Gene Ontology annotation, molecular function: protein tyrosine phosphatase activity; protein binding. The record is from RefSeq and is a predicted model, not a curated record. Lineage: Eukaryota; Metazoa; Chordata; Actinopteri; Syngnathiformes; Syngnathidae.
CACACACACACACUUUCUCUUUCUCUCCACUCCAAGCCCAUGAGCUAUGUGAGUGCACGGCUAUGUGUGUGCGUUUGGAUGUGCACGCGCGAUGGUGUAAAUCUGACAGCGCGCAGCGGCUCGGUUUCCUCGGGAAAAGCGUGAUUUGCUCCCUGCCCGUCCGUCUUCUCCUUGGCGCUCUCAUCCAGACGCUGCUCAAGAGAGCAGUUCACAACAAAACAAAACAAAACAAAGAACACCUUUUUUUUGGGGAAUAAGAAACGCAUUGCUGUUUUCUGACUUGGAUGAAAGGGACUCCUCUGGAAUUUCUUCAGGACUCAAACCUUCAAGCCCUGUUAUCGGGUGCUUUACCGUUCAACCGCUCCGGCGUGGAUAAUGUGACCGGCAGUUCCGCACUAGGGAAAUUCAGAGGAGUUUUGCUCAUCUUCAUUCUGGUCUGAAGCAGCAAUAGCAACUCUUAUUCUCAAUAGAAUUAACACACUCGUUGCCAGCGUGUAUUCCUGGUUCAGCCGCGCCGCAGGGGCGUGCUGGUUUUACCGGUGGGUCAGCAAGGUACACCCACGGUAUCGGGACAGCAUGUCGGCAUCUGCAUGACCCCAGCCUCAUUUUACGUUCUCUUUCCCGAGACGUCCGCCGCGACGUGAGGCCUGCGGCAGGUCUCAGCAGAGAGAAUGUGCCUUGACUUUCACACUGAACACCUCAAGCUCUUCAAGUCCUGGCAAGUCUGCUUGAGUGCUGAAAGGCUGUGACUACAUUCCCUGCAUCUGAGAAAUCAGAGCGGACUGACUCACAGGGCUCUGUGAGCCAGCGCCACCGAGGCUGCCAAAGCAUGCUGGUGCCGAGCUGUCCCACCAUGCGCCGCGCCAGGCCCGCGCUGAUGCUCGUCGCCCUGGGUUUGCUCGCCCACCUCGUUGACGCUCAAACGCCACCAAAGUUUUUACGGACGCCCAACGACCAAACGGGCGUGCAGGGUGGCGUGGCCUCCUUCAUCUGCCAGGCCACGGGCGACCCGCGGCCCAAGAUCGUGUGGAACAAAAAGGGGAAGAAAGUGAGCAACCAGCGAUUCGAGGUGAUCGAGUUUGACGACGGCUCUGGCUCGGUGUUGCGCAUCCAGCCGCUGCGUACGCCGCGUGAUGAGGCCAUAUACGAGUGUGUCGCCUCCAACAGCGUCGGAGAGACCAGCGCGACCACCCGGCUCACCGUUUUGCGUGAGGACCAGCUACCCCCUGGUUUCCCCACCAUAGACAUGGGCCCACAGCUCAAAGUGGUGGAGCGAACUCGAACCGCCACCAUGCUCUGUGCCGCCAGCGGCAACCCGGACCCGGAUAUCUCCUGGUUUAAAGACUUCCUCCCCGUCAAUACCACCAACAACAACGGCCGCAUUAAACAGCUGCGAUCAGAAUCCUUUGGUGGUACGCCAAUAAGAGGAGCCCUGCAGAUUGAGCAGAGCGAGGAGUCGGACCAGGGAAAGUAUGAGUGUGUGGCCACCAACAACGAUGGGACGCGCUACUCGGCGCCGGCCAACCUUUACGUCCGAGAGCUGCGGGAAGUGCGUCGAGUGCCGCCGCGCUUCUCCAUCCCGCCCACGGACAACGAGAUCAUGCCGGGCGGCAGCGUGAACAUCACGUGCGUGGCGGUUGGCUCGCCCAUGCCGUAUGUCAAGUGGAUGCUGGGUGCCGAGGACCUGACGCCCGAGGACGACAUGCCCAUUGGGCGCAACGUCCUGGAGCUGACCGACGUGCGCCAGUCGGCCAACUACACCUGCGUGGCCAUGUCCACGCUGGGCGUCAUCGAGGCUGUGGCGCAGAUCACCGUCAAAGCAUUGCCCCGGAAUCCCGGCAUCCCAGUGGUCACCGAGCGCACCGCCACCAGCAUCACCCUGACGUGGGAUUCCGGCAAUCCCGAACCGGUGUCAUACUACAUCGUCCAGCACAAGUCCAAGUACUCGGAAGACUUGUACAAGGAAAUCGACGGCGUGGCGACCACGCGCUACAGCGUAGGCGGCCUCAGCCCUUACUCGGACUAUGAGUUCCGCGUGGUGGCCGUCAACAACAUUGGCAGGGGACCGCCCAGCGAGAGUGUGGAGGCCAAGACGGCCGAGCAGGCGCCCAGCACGGCACCGCGCCGGGUUCGGGGGCAAAUGCUGAGCGCCACCACGGCCGUCAUCAACUGGGAAGAACCGGAGGAAGCCAACGGGCAGAUUAUGGGAUACAGAGUGUACUACACGCUGGAUUCCAGCCAGCACGUCAACCUGUGGGAAAAGCAAAUCGUCCGAGGGGCUAACUUUGUCACCGUCCAAGGCCUCAUCCCGAACAAAACGUACUACAUCAAGGUGCUGGCCUACACGUCUGUCGGCGAUGGGCCUCUCUCUCCAGAUCUGCAGAUCAUUGCAAAGACGGGAGUUCCUUCCCAACCGACGGACUUCAAGGGCGAGGCCAAGUCGGAAACCAGCAUUUUGUUGUCAUGGGUUGCGCCGGUCCAGACGGGACAGGAGAAUCAAAUCACGGGAUACGAUCUCUUGUACAAGAAGAGGGAUGAUACAGACGAGAGGCGAAUUAGCUUCGAGCCCACCUCGACGUACCUCAUGAAGGACUUGAAGCCCUUCACCACAUACGCCUUCCGUCUGGCGGCCCGUAGCAAGCACGGCGUCGGCGCGUACACCAGCGAGAUCUCCGCGGAGACCCCGCAAACACAGCCCUCCGGCCCGCCCGCAGAAGUCAGGUGCUCGAGUCCCACGUCCACGAGCAUCCUGGUAAGUUGGCGGGCGCCCCCGAUGGAAUCGCAGAACGGAAUCAUAACACGAUACAGCAUCCAGUACGUCGCCACCGACGGGGAGGACAAGACCCCGCGCCAGAUCCCGGACAUCCCCCCGGAAAACUCUCAGUACCUUUUGGAACAUUUGGAAAAAUGGACAGAAUACCAUGUGACAGUCACCGCCCAUACGGAUGUCGGAGCAGGGCCGCAAAGUACGCCACAGCUGGUCCGCACCGAGGAGGACGUUCCUAGCGGGCCACCUCGUAAAGUCGAGGUGGAAGCUGUCAACUCGUCGUCAAUUAAAGUCAUCUGGCGCUCACCGAUGCCCACCAAGCAACAUGGGCAGAUCCGGGGGUACCAGGUGCACUAUGUCAGGAUGCUUAAUGGGGAGCCCACAGGACAGCCCGUCAUCAAGGAUAUCCUGAUUGAUGAUGCCCAGUGGGAAUAUGAUGAUUCAACUGAUCAUGAAAUGGUCAUCUCGGAGCUGCAGGCCGAGACCACAUAUUCUGUUACCGUGGCGGCCUAUACCACGAAAGGCGACGGCGCACGGAGCAAGCCCAAACUUGUUAUGACCACUGGCGCAGUCCCUGAUAAACCUCGGCUAAUGGUCAGUACCACCAACAUGGGCACCGCUCUCCUCCAGUGGCAUCCCCCGGCAGUCACCCACGGGCCUCUGCAAGGUUACCGCCUGCGCUUCGGCCGCAAAGACCUGGAACCGUUGACAGUCAUCGAGUUCCCAGAGCGGGACAACCACUACACCACCAGAGAGAUCCACAAGGGCGCCUCGUACACGUUCCGGCUUUCGGCGCGCAACAAGGUGGGAUUUGGCGAAGAGACGGUCAAGGAGGUGACCACAAACGAAGACGUGCCGAACGGCUACCCCCAGUGGAUCACGGCCGACGCCGCCACCACCUCCACGAUUCAGGUCAGCUGGCAGGAGGUGCUGCUGGCCGAGCGCAAUGGCCACAUCGUCAAGUACGCGCUGCAGUACAAGGACAUCAACAGCCCACGCAGUCCCUCGGAACUCUUUAUCACCGCCCCCGAAUCCACAGUGAUCUUGGAUGGCCUUAAGGCAGAAACCACUUACGAUAUUAAAAUGUGUGCCUUCACCAGCAAGGGUUCUGGUCCCUAUAGCCCAAGUGUCCAAAUCAGGACACAGCCUUUGGAUCAAGCAGUGUUUGCAAAAAAUUUCCACGUGAGAGCUGCCAUGAAGACGUCCGUGCUGCUGACGUGGGAGAUCCCCGACACCUACAACGCCGCUCAGCCUUUCACGAUCCUGUACGACGACGGGCAAAGCGUGGAGGUGGACGGCAAAUUGACCCAGAAACUGAUUACGGGGCUUCAACCGGAGACACAGUACUCCUUCCUGUUGACUAACCGCGGCAACAGCGCCGGCGGUCUGCAGCACCGUGUGGCUACCAUGACGGCCCCCGACAUCCUCCGCACCAAGCCCUACCCGAUCGGCAAGACCAACACGGAUGGCAUGGUGACGGUGGAGCUCCCUUCGGUGCAGACGUCAGAAAAAGUGCGGGCGUAUUACAUCGUGGUAGUGCCCCUGAAGAAGCAACGCAGCGGCAAGUUCGUCAAACCCUGGGACAAUCCCGACGAGAUGAAUUUCGAGGAGCUGCUACAGGAGAUAAACCGCACGAGCAGAGGCCUCCGGCGCCGCAGACAGGCGGAGCCCAAGGCGUACAUCGCCGCCUACUUCCAAGACCUGCCCAAAGAUUUCACACUGGGCGACGGCAAGUUCUACGGCGACUUCGAAAACAAGCAACUGCAAAACGGCCAGGAGUACGUCUUCUUUGUGCUCGCGGCUCUGGAGAUAUCCGACAAUAUCAUGUACGCCACCAGCCCGUACUCUGACCCCGUGGCUUCGGCCGACAUUGACCCCCAGCCAAUCAUCGAUGAGGAGGAGGGUCUCAUCUGGGUAGUGGGCCCCGUCCUCGCCGUCGUUUUCAUCAUAUGCAUCGUCAUCGCCAUCCUGCUGUACAAGAGCAAACCCGACAGGAAAAGGGCCGAGUCGGAAGCCAGGAAAGGUAGCCUCCCCAAUAGCAAGGAGAUGCCCUUGCAUCACCCGACCGACCCCGUUGAGCUUCGCCGCCUCAACUUUCAGACGCCUGGUGCGCGCUCGUCCGGUCACCCAAGUAGCCUCCAUUUGUCAAGUAUGGCGAGCCACCCACCGAUCCCCGUUAUGGACCUGGCGGAGCAUCUGGAGCACUUAAAAGCCAACGACAACCUCAAGUUUUCCCAGGAGUACGAGUCCAUCGACCCCGGGCAGCAGUUCACCUGGGAGCACUCCAACCUGGAGGUGAACAAACCAAAGAACCGCUACGCCAACGUGAUCGCCUAUGACCACUCGCGAGUCUUGCUCUCCGCAAUUGACGGCAUCCCGGGCAGUGACUACAUCAACGCCAACUAUGUGGACGGCUACAGGAAGCAGAACGCAUACAUUGCCACGCAAGGCUCGCUGCCCGAGACCUUUGGGGAAUUCUGGCGAAUGAUCUGGGAACAGAGGAGCGCCAUCAUUGUCAUGAUGACCAAACUGGAGGAGCGAUCCAGGGUCAAGUGUGAUCAGUACUGGCCCACCAGAGCAACGGAAACAUACGGCCUCAUACAAGUGACUCUGCUUGACACGGUGGAGUUGGCCACAUACUGCGUCAGGACAUUUGCACUUUUUAAAAACGGCUCCAGCGAGAAGCGGGAGGUCCGGCAGUUCCAGUUCACGGCCUGGCCGGACCACGGGGUGCCGGAACACCCUACGCCCUUUCUGGCCUUCUUGAGACGGGUAAAGUCGUGCAACCCUCCGGAUGCCGGGCCCAUGGUGGUGCACUGCAGCGCCGGCGUGGGUCGCACGGGUUGCUUCAUUGUGAUCGAUGCCAUGCUGGAGCGAAUCAAGCACGAGAAGACCGUGGACAUCUACGGGCAUGUGACGCUGAUGCGCGCCCAGCGUAACUACAUGGUGCAGACCGAAGACCAGUACGUCUUUAUUCACGACGCGCUGCAGGAGGCCGUCAACUGCGGCACCACCGAAGUGCCCGCCCGGAACCUCUAUGCUUACAUCCAGAAAUUGACGCAGAUGGAGGCCGGAGAAAAUGUCACCGGCAUGGAACUUGAGUUCAAGCGUUUAGCCAACACGAAAGCCCAUACGUCGCGAUUCAUCAGUGCCAAUCUCCCCUGCAACAAGUUCAAGAACCGCCUUGUCAACAUCAUGCCAUACGAGUCCACGCGCGUGUGUCUCCAGCCCAUUCGAGGAGUGGAGGGAUCGGACUACAUCAAUGCAAGUUUCAUCGACGGCUACAGGCAACAGAAGGCCUACAUUGCCACACAGGGACCACUGGCAGAAACCACAGAAGACUUCUGGAGGAUGCUCUGGGAGCACAACUCUACCAUUGUCGUUAUGCUAACCAAGCUCAGAGAAAUGGGCAGGGAAAAAUGCCAUCAGUACUGGCCCGCAGAGAGGUCAGCCAGAUACCAGUACUUUGUGGUGGACCCCAUGGCCGAGUACAACAUGCCGCAGUACAUCCUUCGGGAGUUCAAAGUGACAGACGCCAGGGAUGGACAGUCACGAACGGUGCGACAGUUCCAGUUCACAGACUGGCCUGAACAAGGAGUGCCAAAAUCCGGGGAGGGCUUCAUUGAUUUCAUCGGCCAAGUACAUAAAACGAAAGAGCAGUUUGGCCAAGAUGGGCCUAUUUCGGUCCAUUGUAGCGCUGGCGUCGGUCGGACCGGCGUCUUCAUCACCCUGAGCAUUGCCUUGGAGCGAAUGAGAUACGAGGGCGUCGUCGACAUCUUUCAGACUGUGAAGAUGUUGCGGACACAGAGACCAGCCAUGGUGCAGACAGAGGAUCAAUACCAAUUCUGCUACAGGGCUGGAUUAGAGUAUCUGGGAAGUUUUGAUCACUAUGCAACGUAAAGGACUCAGCAUCAGAGGGAAAGGUGGAAAGGAAAGAAAAAAACCCAGUUGCGCCUCUCUUCUGAGCCAUAAAUUACUGCUUGAGAACGUAAAAACUCCUUGCAAACAACUCAUUAAAAGUCGGAUGUGAGACAUGAAACUCCCACAGACAAAAAAAAAAAAGGAGAAUAAAAAAAGAUUCCCCGGAGGACCAAGUAUUUCCCCAAUUCAAGCUUAAACUGGCCUUGUCACAACGUGAUGGAAUCCGGACCAUUGAAGCACACCUCGUUGGAUUUUUUGGGGGCUUCAAGGAUUUAUUUGGGAGCAAACGAACCCGGUGGAGAAUGAAACUCAAGCUGGGUGAAAGCGUUACGAAAAGGCAUCGGAGGAGCGUGGAGGGGAACUUGACGCACAUUGUAAAGAAAAAUAAAUCACAAUCACACCCGUCGGGAAAAGCCGGACAAUGACUCUAAUGGACCCUGACAUUGAAGUACUCGUCCUGUCUCAAUGUUCAUCAUUUCAAGUUUGCGAGGGGAUAUACAAAAAAAAAAAUCUAUGGAAUAAAUCAAAUGAUUAAUUUAGUUUUUUAGGACUCUAUUAUACAACUGAUGUGAUUUUUUUUUCUUUUAAAAAUGUGUAAAUGUCAUUUCUUUUUUUUUACACUCUGAAAGAAGAAUAUCGAUAUCAUACAAAUGUUCCCUUUUCUUCAAGCUGUUUGUGCAUUUACAAUUUUGUUUUGUAGCACAUGGAUUGACCUAAAGAAAAAAAAAAAAAGGCUGAGCGCCAGUCUUUGCCACGAUUGUUUUUGAUUUGCAUACACCUCCCAUCCGAUAAACUGGGGCUUUGUGGAAUCAACAGGGAUGAGCAAAGUAUGAAGUUGCUGCUAUCAAUUAUCUGAGUUCUUCCAUGUCAGGAUGAUGAGAAGGAUAAAUUACAUAAGUUCUAUAUAUCUAUAUAUACACAUCUGUACAUAUAUAAUCAGAUGUGAAAUACCAAUCAUAUUCUAAAUAUGAAUUUGAAAAGAAAAUGUUUAUUAGCCAGUGAACGCUUCCGAAUGGUGUGGGGAAAGUGACGUUUCACUGGAAUGCACAUCAAUAGGACACCAUUCUGAUUCAAUGCAUCUUUUCUCGUGCAAUAAAUGAUGUAUUAUUAAGUCGCGACACCCGGCUCCCGACAUGCGUCACGUGGAAAUGUACAUCAGCCAUCUGUCACCCGCCACUCCACGUAAUUGGGCGAAGUACCAAAAAAAAAAAAACGUCUUGUGUGUUAUUUAAAACCCUUUCUCAAGUAUUCCUUUUCCCAUUUUGCAUUUAGUGCCUUAUAUUUAUGCCUGUUUUUUUUAUACCAUUUCAGUGUAUCUUUUGAAUAUUCAGCUUAUAUGUCAAUAUAUAAAUAUAUAUGUGUGUUCAUUUACACUCAUAUUCGCAAUGUCACCUGUGAUUAUAUAUGCAAGCAACAUUUUGACGCUCAUUCUGUCAUUUUCAGUGGCCUUACCGUGGCUGGGUUUGUGCAACUAGUUCACGGACCUGGAAGGAAAAUAGGAAAGUUCAUCUUUUCAACAGUUAACAUUUUACAAGAGGAGAACGAGGAGGACAGUGUUGACGCUGUCAAUCAUUCAAAAGGAGUGUGACCUCUAAGAUGGAGGAUAACCGAGACAGAUUUUGAAAUUCCAUACAUCCACAUGCAUUCUACAUUGGCUCGCAAGGCCAAAAUAGUCAAAGCAAAUGAAAAAAAAAAAUUAAAAAAUCGUAGUGGAUAAAGACAGAUGCCACUCAAGUCCGAUGUUGACAUUUCUGUCACAUUUCAAAAGUAAACGGUGAAGUAAAUGAGUGAAGAAAAGUGGCUCCUGAACAACCCUCCUGAGCGAGCCUGACAAGACAAAAAAAAAAUAAAAAAUAAAUUGAAAUUUCAUAAACACAGACUCAUCAUAAACAUCGGUAUUUGAGCCAGUAAAAUUAUUCACGCCGUUAUUUUGUUAAUGGUGUUACAUACAUUGUCGAUGGUGCACUGGGGGGAGGCGAAGUUUUUUGGGGGGGUUAUUUUUUUGGGUGUGAUAGAUAGCUUGCAAAAUUUCUGAAUUUUCUGACCAUAUUUUUCACCGUCAAAGAGAUUGAGGCGGAAAAUGGGUUGACCAUCAUGACUCAACAAAAUUCAACCCUUUUGGAUUCAAAAUUUCGCACACACAUUGACAUGAAAAAAAAAUGACAUUGAUUGGCAUCUUUGACCACAAUGUUUUCACUAUUUGUGUUGGUUUCAUGGAUGUGCAUUCCAGAUCUUUCUUUCCCUUACAAACACAGUUACAUAAACUUUUUUUUUUUUGUUAAUUUCCAGACAAAAGUACUGUUAUGAUGUAGUGGCUAAAGCUUUUUUUUUUCUUUUUUUGUUUCUUUAUUUGUUUAUGUAAUUUGCAUGGUCAAACCUUUGCAGGAUGGCUCAUAGGUCGGCCCGGAAAGGAAGAUUUGCACUUUCUCUAUCUUUGUACUAUGCACUGCCCUAUUGAUUCUAGACCCAAUAAUAUAUUACGUACUUGAACCCAUUACGGGAAAAAAAAAGUCUCCUUCAACAUUCACUUUGUGUGUAUGUAAAUAACACAAAAAGGUAUCAACUAUUUAAAAGAAAUUUAAAAAGACCAAAAAAAAAAGUUGUGAAAAACAAAAAAAAAAGAGCAUCCAAUCAGUUGCUGCAGUUACUCCAGCAAUGAGUCCAGAAAAUUCUGCCGCCCCGCCCCCAAGAUCACAUGUUCAGCUUGGAGUGUCAUUAACAGAAAUAAACGUUGUGUUGCUCUGCUCUCUCUAUCUAUCUCUCGUUUGAAUGCGUAGACUGAAAAUGAAGUCAUCAAGUUAUUUCCAAAAAAAAAAAAGUUGUUAAAAAGUUCAUACAAUUACCUCUGAUUAGUUGUAAGCGUGUUUCUUUUUAUUUCCUGAAUGAAAGGAGUGAUUUUUAUUUUCUUACUUACGUCACACUGGUGAGGAAAGAAGUCUGUAUGAGAAAUAAAAAAAAUUCACAUUUGUUAUAAAUGAAUUCUAUUAAAAAAUGUCUGUGUGAUGCA